Molecule: messenger RNA, 2070 nt
Organism: Sarcophilus harrisii (Tasmanian devil)
Lineage: Eukaryota; Metazoa; Chordata; Mammalia; Dasyuromorphia; Dasyuridae
Product: nascent polypeptide-associated complex subunit alpha, muscle-specific form-like
Exons: 4
Coding region: 1-2070 (689 amino acids)
Source: RefSeq, a predicted model, not a curated record
AUGACGUGUCCUAAAGUCCUCCCCGUAGUCAAAGCGUUCGUUGUAGCGCUGGGGCUGCUGCUGCUGCUGCGCCUCUCAGUGGCGCUCUGGAAGUUCCUUUCAUACUUCAUACACAGUGUUGUCUUUUGCAAGGUGUUGGAGAACCACAGGCCCGAGGGGGGGGGCGGGGCGCGGCAAAGGGUCCUGGAUUUGGCGGGAGUUUGGGGGGCGCUCAUUCCAGCUCCUCCUUCCACAGAAGCCGCGUGUAGGCGUCACAUGCAUUACCCAGGGGCGCACGGCUAUCGUUCGUUAUUGCGUCUAUUGCUUUUCUGCCCGCUGGGUGGCGCAGCGAUCAAUAAACAUUUAUUAAGCAUAUAUACGGAUGGCCGGCAACGUACUAAAUUCUGGCGUUACAAAAAGACCCGCAUUGCACAUAGAGUCAGGAAGCCUGGAGUUCGAAUUCAGCUUCGGGACGAGCUUAGCGAUGCUGAGCAAGCUACACCUGAACCUGAACCCAGAGAUCUGCCUAAAUCUUCACCCAAAUCUGGACCUGAACCAUCCCGUGUGUCUAAGCGUCCACCUGAACCUAAGGAUCUGCCUAAAUCUCCAUCCAAAUCUGGACCUGAACCCUCACGUGUGUCUAAGCGUCCACCUGAACCUAAGGAUCUGCCUAAAUCUCCAUCCAAAUCUGGACCUGAACCCUCAUGUGUGCCUAAGCGUCCACCUGAACCUAAGGAUCUGCCUAAAUCUGCACCCGAAUCUGGACGUGAAACUAGACAAGGAAAAGAAGACAAUGAAGGACCUAGCACUUCCCCCACCGAAUUGCCACAGAGAAAUCGUGUUCCUGUCCAAAAUGCUCAUGACACAGAGGACUCCAGAUUUCCCUCACAGUCCCACAAUUAUGGGAUCCCAGAACAUCAGGACAUCCCACCAAAAGCUACAUGCAAAAUUCCUCCAGCAGCUUGUCGAGGGUUGGAUUUAAAGAACUUGGGUCAAGCUGUUGCACAAUAUGCUUCAUACUCCUCUGACUCUGUACUAGAUCCUUGUCGUUUCUCCCAAGCACCACCACAGGUCAAAACACAGAAGCCAAGAACCAAUCCAAAUUCAAAGGUUUCUGAGGCUUUGUGCAGUUACUGUUUGAAGGUUCACCCGAGGCCAGGAAAAAGUACUUCUAAGAAGGAAGAGAGCCAUCCCCCUAUAACUUCAACUGAAACUCAAGUGCCAGCCAGACCUCCAAGUCCAAAACUGUGUCUACCUGGACAAGAGGACACGAGGUCAGUGACAGCCCUUAAGAAGGCUAUAGAAAGCUGCAAAACCUAUCUGGAUUACCUUGUAGAACAGCAAACUUGGGCAAUUCAAUUGGUCUUGGUGCUCACGAAGUCAGAGAAAGGCAUUCCUGACGAUGAAGAUAUACAGAGGAUGUUGCAGGUUGACCCAGCAGAACUCAUUCUUGGCCAUAUCUUAGACAAAAAUGAUUAUGGAGCUGCAACAGCAGCAGCAACAUCGAUAGAAACAGCAACAACAGGGGCAUCAACAUCAGCAGAAACAGCUGCAACAGUGGUGGUAGCAGCAGCAACAGAAACAGCUACGACAAUGGCAGCAGCAGAAGUGACAGUAGCGACAGUGGCAGCAGAAACAGCUACAGUAAUGGCAAUAUCAUCUGCAAUAACAGAUGUAGAUGAAGCAGCAGGGGCAGAUGCAGCAGAUGAUGAAGCAGCAGGGGCAGAUGCAGCAGGGGCAGAGGCAGCAGAUGAUGAAGCAGCAGGGGCAGAUGCAGCAGGGGCAGAGGCAGCAGAUGAUGAAGCAGCAGGGGCAGAUGCAGCAGGGGCAGAGGCAGCAGAUGAUGAAGCAGCAGGGGCAGAGGCAGCAGAUGAUGAGGCAGCAGGGGCAGAGGCAGCAGAUGAUGAGGCAGCAGGGGCAGAGGCAGCAGAUGAUGAGGCAGCAGGGGCAGAGGCAGCAGAUGAUGAGGCAGCAGGGGCAGAGGCAGCAGAUGAUGAGGCAGCAGGGGCAGAGGCAGCAGAUGAUGAGGCAGCAGGGGCAGAGGCAGCAGAUGAUGGCAGCAGGGGCAGCAGGGGCAGAGGCAGCAGAUGA